Molecule: messenger RNA, 5691 nt
Organism: [Torrubiella] hemipterigena
Lineage: Eukaryota; Fungi; Ascomycota; Sordariomycetes; Hypocreales; Clavicipitaceae
Source: the annotation of a GenBank genome assembly
UCCUGGCUCUCGAGGCUAAUUUCCGAAGCUGCAUAACCCGGCCAAUAUUGGCUCGUAAUCAAUGCGAAACAAGAGUUGCCGCGUCGUGUCCUUGGACCUCAAUGGAUACGUAGACAACAUCUAUGAUGCGGAGAGACAUAACCCCAGCUAGACAUCUGGCGGCAAAGCGGGAACAGAGGGGAAUAUUGUCAACUCUUUGCUGAUAACCCGGCUACUGCAAUAGGUUGGAGAUAACCCACUGGACAGUGGUCCCGUUGUCGGCGGCUAUCAUUAUUGAUGUACUGUGGCUGCAUGUUUCCAACGGUUUGGUGUAUCAUCAUCGUGUUGUUGCCGUCUCAGCAGCCAAACUAAUUUCCACCACUGCUUCACUGGAGCAUUGAGGCUGCUAGGCUGAAUGCUAUACAUGACCGAUGUUAUAGGAGCAGGGAAGGAAUCACUAUCAGCCAAUACUCAGUGUCACUGCCUAUAUUUUUGGCCUGGCCACGGCUGUCCACCUCCACGGGUGCUAACAGAAAUGGCACGAGCCUUGCCAUUGCGUGACGCCGGGGCCCAGACCUAGAAUAUCGCCGUACCUUUAAUUUGGUCUCAUAAUAAACCAAUGAGCUGCGGAAUUCCGGAUAUGAAUAGAUAUAAUUAUUUCUCGUAUGACCUGACAAUUGAGUAAGAGUCGCUGUGCCCGCAUUGUAAUUUGGAUAAUGUAGGGUAACCCAGCCAUUGGUCCCCGGGAAGCUCCUUGUAGCUUUCCAUCAUCCUUUGGAUAGUAUCAAAUAUACAGUACUGUCGAGGGAUUUUAGUGCUCCCCGGUUGCACACCAAUCCAUUCCCUUAGGAUUCUCGUGGCCAAUGGGAAUCCACCUAUUAAGUUGUAAUCUUUAGCGACUGCGCACCUAUAGACAAUGAGAUAUGCGACUAGCGACCAAUACGCAUCAACUUGCCGUCCCAAACUACAAUGGCACCAUACGCUAGCUAUGAUUGGCAAUAUCGCCACAUAAAUAGCCACCCUACUUCUACGUCCUCCAUUCUGUAGAAUGCCCAGAACUGGGCUGAUUCUAGACGUCUGCAAUGGCCAGGUCACAUGAUCUGCACUCUCGUUUGUCUCUCGGUCUGAGGCGAGUCGCGGCCCACUUGGCAUAUCCACUGGCGGGAAGUCCUCUGCUGUUGGCGGCUCCCCCAGCGAGGACAGCCAACACCCAACAGGUGGCGGAUCCUGCAACGCUAGUCUUCGUGGAGAAAGCUGGAGAAACUUCCACCUUGCGUUUUGACCACACAACCACUUUCAUCAACUCCCCUUCACCCACGAUCCAAUUCCCCCCUCGACCAUUACGGUUUUCGUCCUCGUCCUCGGGUUUUUUCCUCCUGGUUACCGGUAUCUGCUUUGUCUGCUGGAGUCUUGCACAAUGUUCUAGACGCCACCGACAACUCCCACAAAUCGCAUUUCACUGUCCCCUGAGAUACAAGUCAACUGUUUCUCAGGCUAUCCCCCCGCAAAGGAAGAUCCCUGGUAUCCGUUAUCCUCGGUAAAAGCUCAUUCAUCACACUAAACCGCCUCGAUUCCCCAUCCAACCACGAUAGUCAAUAUCAAACAUGAGUUCCAACUUGAACAAUGGAGGCGAAGUGCCUUCUGCUGCCCAGCAGCUCAUGCAGAAGCAUGCUGAACCUCACGCCGUCAGCGUUGAAGAUGUGCCUGACGUCGACCUCCCCAAGCCCGCCACCGCUGCCCCUGCCGCCGCCACCAGCAACGGAAAGGCACCUGCUCCUCCUAAGAAGGGACUUGACACACAAUCUCACGAAGUCUUCCCUGAGCUUGGUGGACCCAAAGGCAAGAAUGCCAAUGUCGCACCUAUCUGGGGCGCAAAGAACAAUACCAACGACAAGUCCAAUGGCGCAGGAUCCAACGGCGCAUCUCGUUCCUCCACCCCUGCUUCUACCCAAGGACCUACACCCGCCAUGUCUAUUCCUGGCCGUAACGUCGAAUCAGUGACCCUCGAGCCCCAGUUCAUCAUGCCUCGCAACCAGCUAAAGCGUCCUAUUCCCGACAUUCUCAAGGACAUCAACCGCAAGUCGCGAGCCACCAUCACCAUGGCCACCGCCACUAACGGCCGUCUCAAAUUUGAUGCUACCGGCCCUCAAGAUGUCGCUCAACAGGCCCUCAAGGACCUUGUUCAACAAAUUGGUGUUAGAACUACUAUCAAGGUCCCAAUCCCUUACUCGGCCCGCUCUCACAUCAUUGGAAAGGGGGGUUCUAUGAUCAAGACUAUCCAAGAGAAGUCUGGUGCUAGAAUCCAACUGCCCAAGAUGGAGGAGACUCAGCAUCUCGAAGACGAUGAUGAAGCUAUAAUUGACGUAGUUGUGGAGGGCAACGCAUUGUCUGCUGCUUCCGCUCGCAACGAAAUCCUCCGAAUUGCUGGCGAGCGCUCCGGCAACACUCAGACCAAGGUCAAGGGUAUUCCUUCUGUAUUCUACCCCUUCAUUGGUGGUGCCUUGGCCCAAGCUCUUGAAGAACAGAACGACGUUCAGCUCCGUGUGCCUACCCACCAGCCUUUUGUUUCUGGCCCUUCGCCCGUUGUGGUCAACCCUGGACAGCGACCGGUCUUCCACCCCGCCGCUGUCGAUGGCGAGCACAUUCAGCUUGGAGGUGAUCGCGAUAGUGUGCAGAGGCUGCGUGCCGAGAUUGAACGACAGGUUGCUGAGCUUCACACCCAGCUAGAACUUGAGCAGCUCUCUAUUCAGCGCGGUCGUCACCAAUUCAUCAUCGGUAGCCGAGGUGUCCCUUGUGAUGUUUUCUUCGAAGAGACAGGCUGCACCAUUCUCCUCCCAUCUGAUGAAGAAGAUGACUUGGUCACAGUCGUGGGCCCAUCUAACCGCAUCCAGGCCGGUGUCGAACGAGCCAUGGACUUAGCCAUGGGUAUGCAGAUGUCCAACAUUGAUUUGGGCCGAUUCCACCGCACGGCCCCCGGUGGCGCCGCUAUCCAUGCCGCUAAUGUCACCAGAUAUCUCCGUCAGAGAAAGGAGAUUGAGCGAUUGGAAGCAAGCUACAACACUCACAUUAACACACCUCUCUCUCAGGAUGGCGCUCUGCCAUGGGAGUUGUAUUCUCGCGAGGGCAAGAAUGCCAUCCGCGCUCAGUCCGAGAUCACAGGCAUUAUCAAUGGACACCCCCCUACUCGUAUGCGCACUGUCGCGGUUGAUCCGUUCUUCCACCAGCAUCUUCGCGCCGACGUUACCCCUAGAGUGCAGAAGAACUAUGGUGUCCACAUUGUUGUGCCUGAGGCUAUUGAUGGAGAUGUCCCUGUUCUUCUCGUUUACGAAGGUGCUCAGCCUGCCGACGGCGCUUAUGCUGUUCCCCGUCUGAAGCCUACUGAUGAGGAAGUCAAGGCUUUCCAACAAGGCUUGGAAGAUGCCCAGAAGCAUAUUCUCGAGCUUAUCAGCAAGCAGGAAGCUCUUUCCAGCACCUCCAUCGAUGUCCCCACCAAAUACCAUGAGAGACUCCGACGAUUUAUCAAGAAGGAACAGGAGAACAGAUCUGCUGACCAGAUUCCCAUCAGAGUCACCAAAGUCGGUACAACUGUCACUCUGCGUGGUCCUGCUUCAGCUGUGAAGUCGCUCGAAGCUAAGGCAUUGGCCUUCAUUGCUCAAGAGAAGGAAGACGAGAAGGAGCGUGGCUUUGUUUUGACCUUUGACUUCCCCCAGAAGUUUGCGAACCACCUCAUUGGUAAGGGUGGAAGCAACAUAAAGGAGCUUCGUGACCGCUUCGAUGUCGAGAUUCAAGUUCAAGAUGGCAACGUGGAGCUGAAGGGACCCAAGGCCAAGGCAGAAGCUGCCAAGGCUCACAUCUUGAGUGUUGGCCGCACCUUGGCGGAUGAAACGACACACACCCUUAAGAUCGACCCCAAGUUCCACCGGGAGCUGAUUGGUGCCCAAGGUGCUCAAAUCAACCGCCUUCAGACCCGAUACAACGUCCUUAUCUUCUUCCCCCGCUCCUCCAAGAACGUGGCUGAUGACCAGUCCAACGCCGAUGCUGCCAGCGACGCUGGCAAGGGCCGUCGUCAGCAAGGUGUUGACGAGGUUAUUAUCCGCGGUCCCAAGAGAGGUGCUGAUGAAGCACGCGACGAAAUCUUCUCCCUGCAUAAAUACUUGGAGGAGAACUCUGUUACUGCCACCGUCGCUGUUCAGCAGAAGCAGAUUGGCUCCCUUAUUGGCCAAGGAGGUGCAUCGUUGGACGAGUUAAGACAGUUGACAGGUGCCCGUAUUGACGUCCCUGGUGAUCGCGAGUCCGAGACAAUCGAAAUCUCCAUCAAGGGCACUGCUUCUCAAGUUGCCAAGGCCAAGAAGCUACUCGAAGAGAAGCGAAGCGUGUUUGAUGACACUGUUAUCGAAACAAUUGAGGUCGAAAAGAAGCACCACCGUGCCCUCAUUGGUCCUGGUGGUUCCACCCUUCGGGAGAUUGUUGUUGGCGCCGGCGGCGCUGAUGACCGCCGAGCUCUCGCCAGAGCUAUUCAGUUGCCUAAGCAAGAGUCUGAAGGCAACAGCAUCAAGGUUGAAGGCCGCACCACUGUUGUCGCCAACAUCAUCAAGCGCAUUCAGGAGAUUGUUGCCGAGCGCGAGAACCAGGUCACCGAGGUUGUUGAUGUUCCCGUCGACCAGCAUCGCACUUUGAUUGGUCGCGGCGGCGAGGCGAAGCGUCAGCUCGAGAGCAAGUUUACUGUCUCUAUUGAGAUUCCCCGCCAGGGCGAUGGCAAGACUGGCGUGAAGCUGAUUGGACGUCCCGACAACGUUGCGCAAGCCAAGGAGCACAUCGAAGGACUUAUCAAGCAACAGCAGGGCGAGACAAUCCAGGUUCCUCGCAAGGCUCACCAUGCUGUUGCCAAUGGCGGCCAGUUCUUCCGCCAGCUCCGCAACAACCAUCAGGUCACUGUUGACCACGCGGGUCACACCCUGCCUCGCAAGCCCGAGGCAUCCCGAGCAGCUGGUGGUGCCCUGCCUUUGAUCACCGACGACGACGAAACCGCGGCUGACGCCCACUCGUGGAACGUGGUUAAGAUGACGGCCGGUGAGGAGGGUGAUAUCCCUUGGGUCCUUCGUGGUACCCCCGAGAACGUAGCCAAGGCCAAGGCUCUCAUUAACAAGGCUUUGGACCAGGCCAAGGACAAUGAUGCUACUGGCUACCUUGUCUUGCCUGAUCCCCGCACCUACCGUUAUGUCAUUGGUCCCAACGGAUCCAAGGUCAACUUCAUUCGUCAACAGAGCGGAUGUAAGAUCCAGGUUCCCCGCGACCAGGCCAAGGACGAGGCUAUUGAGAUUAUCGGUAGCGAGGCCGGCGUUGAGAAGGCUAAGGUUCUUAUUUUGGAGGCUGUCCGUGAUGGUGUGCUGAUUUAGAAUGACAAUCCUGAACGGAAGAGCAUCUUCUAUGGCUAAAGGUUGGUGUACUAGCAUAUUGAGCCAAACUGAGCCUCUUUAAAACAAGAAAAUACCGUCAGUAUAGCUAAGCGCUGGCGGGUGUUGCAAAUUUUAAUAUAAAAAUAAAUACUGCAUGAUGAUAGAAAAUUAUACAAGUUCAACCAAUUUUUUCUUUAAAUAUAUUUCUUCCUCAUUUAUAAGGUCUGUAUUCUUCCAUUGUGUAUAUGAUUGUAGUGAAGUUCACGUGCGGCUACGCCAGCGCCGGGAUCGAAGCCAGAGAUCCUUCCGAUAGCGC